ACCCCUUCACCUAACAGCCCCCCCUCCCAUCUCCUCUCUAUUGACUGGCUCUCCUGCAUCAUACUGGAGACCCCGUUGAGAGGAUCUUUUCUCUCUAUAAAGAGAAGAUGCAGCCCAGGCGCCUUUGAGAUGAUCGCACGGAUUUACUGCGCGCCUCUCUGCCUCCAACUCCGCACGGGCAUCCUCGGCCGCCUCGACGCCGGAUCAUCUGGACCGCUGGCGUGCUAAAAAUAUACUUGAACGGGACAUUCGAAUGACGCGGGAUUUCCGAGUCUAUCCAGCCAGAGUGUCUGAGUCAUCCGAGCCCUGAAUGUGAGCAUCUUUUCCCUCCUGCGCUCCGCCGAGUACUUCAGACUUUGCGCGUCGUCGUCAGUUUGUGUUGCAGGUGCGGCGGGGAAGCAGCGUGAGGACAGAUGGCUGCGCUGGCGAUACAAAGAACUGACAACUUUUUGCACACCUUUUUACAGGACCGGACGCCCAGCUCCUCUCCAGAGGGCGCCCCUAACACCCUCUCCUUCCUGGCCACAACCUGUAGCCAGGCCUGGCAGGUGGGAAGCUCCAUGGGCUCAGAAGGCUCCCAGUUCCCCUACGAAGGCACCGUCAGCUCCACAUCGGGAAUGUUUCAGCUGUGGAGCAACGACAUGGCCCCCAGCACGGCCCUCAGCACGCACCAGAUGACCUUCACCGUGCCCAAGGUGCAGUUCCCCGGUCACAUGCAGUCCGGCCUGGGCCACCAUCAUCAUCACGCCCAUCACCACCACCACCAUGAGCUGCCUCUCACCCCUCCGGCUGAGCCUCCCUCCUCCUACUCCUUCGAACUCUCCCCUGUGAAGGUGCUGUCCUCGCAGCCGCAGGCCAACGGCCCGUACUACCCUCAGCACAACAGUGUGGGACAAAAUUUCCCCAGUUUCCUCCAGAACUCCUCGGCCAGGCACCACCUGCCCGGAGGCCACAUGGAGGAAGGGCAGCAGUGGUGGAGCCUACCCCAGACUAACGCCGCCCCUUCCAACCAUCCCUUCUCUCUGGGCAGACAGCUGGUUUUGGGCCACCAGCCCCAGAUAGCUGCUCUUCUCCAGGGCACCUCCAAGGGCCUGCUGAGCUCCACGCGCCGCUGCCGCCGCUGCAAGUGCCCCAACUGCCAGGCGAACGGCGGAGGCUUGGAGUUUGGAAAGAAGAGACUGCACAUCUGCCACAUCCCGGAGUGUGGCAAGGUGUACAAGAAGACCUCUCACCUCAAGGCACAUCUACGCUGGCACGCAGGAGAGAGGCCCUUCAUCUGCAACUGGCUCUUCUGUGGUAAAAGCUUCACCCGUUCAGACGAGCUACAGCGGCACCUCCGCACACACACCGGGGAGAAGCGCUUUGGGUGCCAGCAGUGUGGCAAGAGGUUCAUGAGGAGUGACCACCUCUCCAAACACGUCAAGACCCACCAGACCAGGAAGAGCCGGUCUGGGCAGCCCUCACAGAGCACGGACCCUCUGCUCACCAAUAUCAAGAGAGAGUGAUCUCUGCGCUCCAUCAUUCAGAAAUAAUAAUCAAUCAGUGAACAGACUGUGUGACUCACACUUACUGCCAUAGAUUUGCACUAGAGGGUAAGCAUCAAGCUCCCUGAACAUCUUCUGUCAUCAAAGCCCUACUUUUGACAUCAAGUAGUAGCAUUAAAACAUAUUUAGAAACCAUUUUUAAUCAGAGUAAUCGUGUGCUUUUUGAAGCGAGGCACCUUUAAAGAAUACUUGAAGCCUUUUUUCAGUGAUAUCGUAAGAGUUUUCUGAACACACCUGAAAAAAACAAAACAAACAGCUGAUGAACAAUUCAAGAUUUGUUUAAAGUACAACCGAUGUGACAAUCUGAUUUAUUUUUUUUUUUGUCUUCUGUAAAUAUUUUAUUCAUGUGAAGGACACGGCAGACACGAGCAAAAUCCCACAAAGUUUACCAGAAAAAUGUCCAUAUUAUCAUGUUCAAGAUAAAUGUAUGCCUUAGCACAGCUAAAAUGAAAAUGUCUGCUCUCCAGUGCCGGUUCAGAACGGGGUAAAUGUUUCUGUUGCUGUUGGUAAUUAGAUUUUUAUUCCAAAACGAAUCCUAAUUCGUCCGCUUCAAGGUAGGGAUCCUUUUUUUUGAAAUGUGAGUCUUUGAUCUAUCAGAUUUAUCUCGGCUGUGUGAAGCACCGUUUCUCCUGAUCAGCAAUCGUUUUUAAUUUUUAACUUCUUUGUAAAUUAUGUAUAAAUAUCAUGAACAAUUUUAUCGGGGGUUAUGGCCGCAUGUACAUUUUAAUAAACAUUGUCCUUGCUGAAACAA
Messenger RNA from Acanthopagrus latus (yellowfin seabream), 2295 nucleotides. RefSeq names its product Sp5 transcription factor-like (gene sp5l). Gene Ontology annotation, biological process: regulation of transcription by RNA polymerase II. NCBI's taxonomy places the organism in Eukaryota, Metazoa, Chordata, Actinopteri, Spariformes, Sparidae. The record is from RefSeq and is a predicted model, not a curated record. Gene Ontology annotation, molecular function: RNA polymerase II cis-regulatory region sequence-specific DNA binding; DNA-binding transcription factor activity, RNA polymerase II-specific. The transcript has 2 exons. The coding region runs from base 414 to 1505 and encodes 363 amino acids.